GUGCCCCUAGUCGCGGAUGCUCACCUCCAAGGGGACAGCAAAUCGACAAUAGUCGCAGGUUUGGGGAAGUCAAGGGAAAGUCGCGCACCUCCCGUGGAGGAUAGCCCAGGGCGGGGCCGAGGGCGCGGCGAGGGAGCGCCCCCUAGCGGAGAGAGCCGUACUACGUAACCGGAGCACGGAACGCGGUCGGGCAGGCGGAGCUGACACCCGGGCUCGCAACCGCUCUCUCUCCGCCCCGGCGCGAGCCGAGAACAAUGCUCGCAGCCCAGCGCUCGGGGGCUCGCGGCGCCCCGCCCCGCGGGGGCGGGCCCGGCGCGGGGGUUGCCGGGAAAUGUAGUCUUUCCCUGCGCUCCCGCUGCCCUGCGACUCGUCACUGGGAGCCAUCUUCGACUACAAGUCCCAGCACAACCCGCGAGGCCUUGAUCGCCCGACUUUUGCCGGGAAGGGAGUGGGGCGAACAUGGCUGAAGGCGUUCGGCUCAGCUCGACGUGCAGCGGGCUGGAUGACCAGGGGGACUCCAUGUCCACCAGGGGCGGCUGCAACUUUCCAGAGUACGAGCUUCCCGAGCUCAACACGCGCGCUUUCCAUGUGGGAGCCUUCGGGGAGCUGUGGCGUAGCCGGCUGCGUGGGGCCGGGGACUUGGCUCUGAGAGAUCCGCCCGCAUCCGCGGUACCCGGGGGUCGAGGGGACGAGGACUCCGGCCCGGAGGAUGCCGCGGUGGCCCGGGAUCUGGGUUGCAGCUUGGAGGCGGCCGCCGAGCUGAGGGCGGUGUGCGGCCUUGAUAAACUGAACUGCCUCAAGGAAGGGGAGGAUCCGGAAGUUAUCCCAGAGGAUACCGAGCUCGUGACAUUGGGAGUUAGAAAGAAAUUUCUGGAACAUCGUGAAGAAACCAUAAGGAUAGAUCGGGUCUGCAGACAAGAAACAUUUGCUUAUGAGAUGGAGUCACAUGCUAUGGGGAAAAAGCCUGAAGAUCCAGGUAACAUGAUUGAAGAAGGAGAGCUUAUUCUGUCAGUGAAUAUCUUGUACCCUGUUAUUUUUCAUAAGCACAAAGAGCAUAAGCCCUACCAAACAAUAUUGGUACUGGGUAGUCAAAAGCUUACGGAACUGAGGGAUUCGAUUUGCUGUGUCAGCGACCUCCAGAUUGGCGGGGAAUUCAGCAGCACUCCUGACCAGGCCCCAGAGCACAUCAGCAAAGAUCUGUACAAAUCAGCCUUCUUUUAUUUUGAAGGAACUUUUUACAAUGAUAAACGAUACCCUGAAUGCAGAGAUUUGAGCAGAACUAUCAUCGAGUGGUCAGAGUCCCAUGACCGAGGCUAUGGGAAGUUCCAGACUGCUAAAAUGGAAGAGUUCACCUUCAAUGACUUGUACAUCAAACUGGGUUUCCCUUACUUGUACUGCCACCAGGGAGACUGUGAACAUGUUGUCGUCAUUACCGAUAUAAGGCUUGCGCAUCAUGAUGACUGUUUGGAUAGAACACUUUAUCCCCUUCUUAUCAAGAAACACUGGCUAUGGACCAGAAAAUGUUUUGUGUGUAAAAUGUACACAGCCAGAUGGGUGACAAAUAAUGACAGUUUUGCACCAGAGGACCCAUGCUUCUUUUGUGACGUUUGCUUCCGAAUGCUGCAUUAUGACUCAGAAGGCAACAAACUGGGGGAAUUUCUUGCUUAUCCUUAUGUUGAUCCUGGAACCUUUAAUUAAUAACACCAAAAUAUACCCUUGUCAAGCACUGUUUGCUUGGAUGAUCUAUUUCCAAGAAAUACCAUUGAGGAAUAGUGUUUACCUGAAGCGAUUACCCUAGGAGAAAUUUAAAUCAGAUAUUCUUAUAACAGUGACUUGAUUGUAUUUAUAUGUUUAGAAAUAUAUAUAUUAAAUUUAGUAUUUAUUCCAAAGCUUUUUGUCCAUUUUUAAGCGAUUCAUCUUUAAGUUCUAGGAGUGUUUGACACAAAUCCUUUGUCAGAUAUAUCUAUAUCCUGAUGUCCUUUGAGGCUUCCCUAGCUGAUGUGUCCAGAGUGCAUUUAGCUAAUGACAGGUUAGUUAACGGUACAUCUGGUGGUAAAAGCAUUUAUGAAAUUCUUUUAAGAAAAGUGAGGGCUGCAUCUUCUGCUAUGAUGCUUCCUAGGAAAAGAGCCAUUAAUCUUAAUGAAAAUGAAGCUGAGCAAAUUUACAGUAUUAAAAACUGGUGUAAUCUGAAUUCUCAUAGUGGGCUCCUCAGUGAUUAGUUCACUAACCUAUUUAAUGAGGCUUUCUGCAUGAAAAUAAAAGAUGUGGUAUAUACAAUUAAACUUUCACAGAAGUAGCAUUUAAACUGAUUUCAUUUCUUGAUAAGGUCUCUCUUUACUAUUAGCUUAUAAUUCCUGUUUAUUUUCUAAUUUAUUUGAUUAUAUGCUAUGACCACUAGGAAUGGACGUCACUAUUGAUUCCUGGUUCUGGCUCUGCUAAUUCUUGGACAUUGGGGAUCUGACUCAGUGCUGGCAUGCAGGCUUUGCAUUCGUGAGUGCUACAUUUGAUCCUCUCAACACGUAGUUCUCUAAGCCAUGCCAGGUGUCACCCCAAAGACCAAACAAAAUAUAAGAAACAGGUUUUUUUGUGAAUCAGCUCUCCAUUUUCUCUUGUUACCUUAAUAUACUCCUAGUUCUCUUCCUUCAUUCUUGGCCAAAAGACAACUUUAAUAAGUCCUGGAGUCUAGAUCAGAAACCUGUAGCCAUUUAUAUAAAUGUGUUCUCCAGAAACAUUCUUUGAUGGACAAUGUUACUGUUUUAAGACUUUUGGAAUGCUAUAAUAGUUUUUAAUGUGUUACAUUUAAAUUUCACUUUCUCUUUUCUAGGUUAUGUUUAAAUUCAACUGAAUACCACAUUCCACUGGAUGUCUAAGAAUCUUUACCAUAUAAAUCAACUAGUCCUAUGUAUUAAAAGGCUGACAGUGAAAUAUUUUAUGGACUAAAACACCAUAUAUAUUGGUGUGUAAGCACCUGUUUCAGUUGUCUUAUGGCGUUCUCCCUCAGCCGACUCAGAAUCAAUGUUAAGAACUAAGAUUUAGUCUCCUAAAUCUUAGAAGACUGGAUUUUAGAUACCUGUAUUUUUCACUUUUUUCUUCUUUUGCUUUUCGGGUCACACCCAGCAAUGCACAGGGUUUUACUCCUGGCUCUACACUCAGGAAACACUCCUGGCGGUGCUGGGGGACCAUAUGGGAUGCUGGGAACCGAACCGGAAGUAUUUUUCACCUUUAUGCUGAUGAUAUUGCAUUGAACAGAAAAAUUCUUCUUGAAAUCAAAAAUACUUUUGAAGCACAUUCAUUAUAAAGCUCUGCUUAAUUCGAUUUCUUUUUAUCCAUAAAAAGCUUUUUGGUUUUGAGCCACACCAGGCAGGACUGAGAAAAGCAGUCCUGCAGUGUUGGGGCUUGAAACCAUGCCUCCGUCAUAUAUUUAGCUCAGCACUCUGAGCCCGUUCUGAUCCCGAAGUUUUGGGGUGGGAGGCUGACGAUGUAGGCCCCACGAGGGUGCUCUAAGAACCAUGUAGUGCUGGAAUCAAGCCAGGCCUCCACAGCAGAGCAUACGCCCAUCUAGCCCCUUGAGCAUUCUCUGAUCUCAUUUUAAUGGACCCCAAAGACUUAGAUGUUAUUAUUAACUGCUAUUGUUUCAAAGAUUCAGAUAUCACACACCUUCAAUUGUUUCUUGGUGAAUUCCUAGAAUGCUAAUAUAUUCUUGAGUUAAAUACACAAGCCUGAUAUCUUUCAAAAGCAGGAAUAUUGCAGCUACAAAAUUCAACUAUUAAACAUGUCGUUUUUCAUUCAUUACUAUCAUCUGUGAUGUUGGCAGAUUGGACCACCCACAUACAUAAAUGUAUUUCUGCUCAUUUAGCAGGUUUUUCUUCA
Messenger RNA from Sorex araneus (European shrew), 3870 nucleotides. It is a transcript of the gene SNAPC3, whose product is annotated as small nuclear RNA activating complex polypeptide 3. Gene Ontology annotation, molecular function: bent DNA binding; core promoter sequence-specific DNA binding; RNA polymerase III type 3 promoter sequence-specific DNA binding. Bases 460 to 1698 code for a protein of 412 amino acids. Gene Ontology annotation, cellular component: snRNA-activating protein complex. The record is from RefSeq and is a predicted model, not a curated record. The transcript has 9 exons. Lineage: Eukaryota; Metazoa; Chordata; Mammalia; Eulipotyphla; Soricidae. Gene Ontology annotation, biological process: snRNA transcription by RNA polymerase II; snRNA transcription by RNA polymerase III.